AUGUCCUCUGAGAUUCGGCCAUUCAAGAUCAACAUACCCGACGCCGAAGUCGAGCGUUACUAUCGCAAAAUCAAAGAUACCAGGGUUCCCACUCAGGAUAUCGUCGAAGGCGCAGGAGCCGAAUACGGCUUCACCACAGAAUGGGCAACUGAGUUGUACAAAGUCUGGACCGACAAAUACGACUGGCGAGAGCAAGAGAAGGAAAUUAACCAGUGGAAUCAUUUCACCACUGACAUUGAAGACUUCAACAUCCACUUCAUACACCACAGAUCCGAGAAUCCAGAUGCAAUUCCUCUGCUCCUCGUUCAUGGUUGGCCGGGUUCGUUCUACGAAUUUAGUCAAGUCAUCAACAAAUUGAGCUCGAGUUCUGCAUCGCCGUCUUUCCACUGUGUUGUGCCGAGUCUGCCUGGGUUCGGAUGGUCCAGUAGACCUCCAAAGGGGUGGAAGCUACAACAGACUGCUCGGCUCUUCCACACACUGAUGCAACGCCUCGGAUACGCCAAGUUUUGUGUCCAGACCGGUGACUGGGGCCAUUGGAUUGGUCGCGAGCUUGGUGCAAAUUACUCCGACACUUGCAAAGUCGUGCAUUUCAACUUCGCGCCUGCACCUCUGCCAGAGAACGUCAACUUGACAGAUCGAGAAAAGAUAGUACAAGGUCGUGUUGACGAUUGGCUCGAGAACCACAUGGGCUACGCAAUCAUGAUGCGAACACGACCACACACCAUCGGCUGGAUGCUGCAAGACAAUCCCGUCGGCAUCAUGGUCUGGCUUGGAGAGAAGUACAACGAAGCUGCUGAUCCAGAGAAACAGAAGUCAGAGGAGUGGAAAAAGCACAUCUUGACGACCGUCUCGAUAUACUACUUCAGCAACUGCAUCAUGACCUCAAGCUUGCCGUACUACGAGAAUGUAAGACACGAGAACUUUGCGGCUUUUGCCAUGGAGCCGGGGAACAGGAUCAAGGCUCCAUUCGGCUACACGAGCUUCUGGUGGGACACUGAGCCCAGUUCGAAGAGGGCUGUGGAGCGGACCGGAAACAUGGUCUUCUAUCGUGAAAGGGAUGAUGGAGGCCACUUUGCUUGUCUCGAGUGUCCGGACGGCAUUGUGGAAGACGUGAGAGAGAUCGUGAGCAAGCACUGGAAUGCAGGAUGA
Molecule: messenger RNA, 1149 nt
Organism: Aureobasidium namibiae CBS 147.97
Lineage: Eukaryota; Fungi; Ascomycota; Dothideomycetes; Dothideales; Saccotheciaceae
Product: alpha/beta-hydrolase
Exons: 1
Coding region: 1-1149 (382 amino acids)
Biological process (GO): epoxide metabolic process
Molecular function (GO): epoxide hydrolase activity
Source: RefSeq, a predicted model, not a curated record